Messenger RNA from Pseudozyma flocculosa PF-1, 885 nucleotides. RefSeq lists its product as uncharacterized. The coding region runs from base 1 to 885 and encodes 294 amino acids. NCBI's taxonomy places the organism in Eukaryota, Fungi, Basidiomycota, Ustilaginomycetes, Ustilaginales, Ustilaginaceae. Gene Ontology annotation, cellular component: cytosol; nucleus; proteasome core complex. Gene Ontology annotation, biological process: ubiquitin-dependent protein catabolic process. The record is from RefSeq and is a predicted model, not a curated record. The transcript has 3 exons.
AUGUCUCGAAGCAGCUACGACCGCUACCUCACCGUAUUCUCGCCCGAUGGACGCCUCUACCAGGUCGAGUAUGCCUUCAAGGCCAUCACCACCGCCGGCCUCACCUCGAUCGCCGUCCGCGGAAAGGACUGCACCGUCGUCGUCGGUCAGCGAAAGGUCCCCGAUAAGCUGAUCGACGCCUCGACCGUCACCCACAUCUUCAACAUCACUGCCGAGAUCGGCUGCAUCAUGACUGGAAGGAUCGCCGAUGCCCGUUCGCAGGUGGCGAGAGCGCGCUCCGAGGCGGCCGAGUUCAAGUACAAGUACGGCUACGCCAUUACGCCGGACCAGCUCGCCAAGCGCAUGGCCAACAUCAACCAGGUUUACACGCAGCGGGCCGCCAUGCGCCCGCUCGGCAUCUCGAUGAUCCUCGUCGGCAUCGACGCCGAGCGCGGCCCCCAGAUCUUCAAGGUGGACCCCGCGGGCUACUAUGUCGGCUUCCGCGCCACGGCCGCCGGCUCCAAGCAGACCGAGGCCAACAACUUCCUCGAAAAGCAGUUCAAAAAGUCGACCAGCACCACGGCCAGCGGCGGCUCCGACGCCACGGCGACGGCGGGCUCGUCGAGCGGCGCCGGCGUCGUCGUCAGCCCGACGGACGCGGCCAGCGUCGAGGCGGCCGAGAUCAGCUCCAAGAUGUCGCGCGACGAGGUGCUGGACCUGGCGGUCAACACGCUCAGCACGGUGCUGGCGCAAGACCUCAAGGCGUCCGAGAUCGAGGUGGGCAUCGUCGGUGGGCCGCUGGCGGCGGCAGAGGACUCCAAGGAGGCGCUCCAGCAGAGGCGGUUCAGGACGCUCGACGAGGACGAGAUCAAUGUCAUCCUCGAGAGGCUCGCCGAGCGCGACUAG